AGACCUGUAGCCCGGCAGGAGCUUUCGCUCGGCUGGGUCCCAGCUUCCCGCCCAGGAGUCCCUGGUCCCUCCCCCGAGGUCGGCGGCCACUCCUCCAGAGCCAUGCUGCCCGCCCCGGGGGCUCCAGGACCUUCCCGGGAGUCCCCGGCGUCCGGGCCCGGAGUCUCGACGCCCGCGGGGCCUUCGCCGGCGGCCCCGCACGGCUCGCAGCCGUCGUCCUCGCCGGCCUGCCGGCUCUCCGCGCGGCCGCGGGCCGCGAGCCCGGGGGCUGACGGAUCGCCGCUGCGCCAGGCCGGGCGGGGCGGGAUGGCGGCCGCCGGCUUUCUGGCGGCCGGCCUGGCCCGGGUGCUCUUCUACCCGACGCUGCUCUACACGCUGUUCCGCGGGAAGACGUCGGGCCGGGCGCACCGCGACUGGUACCACCGCAUCGACCCCACGGUGCUGCUGGGCGCGCUGCCGCUGCGGAGCAUGACGCGCAAGCUCGUCCAGGACGAAAACGUGCGCGGGGUGAUCACCAUGAACGAGGAGUAUGAGACCCGGUUCCUGUGCAACUCCUCACAGGAGUGGAAGAGAGUAGGGGUCGAGCAACUGCGGCUCAGCACAGUAGACAUGACUGGGAUCCCCACCUUGGCUAACCUCCAGAAAGGAGUCCAGUUUGCUCUCAAGUACCAGUCGCUGGGCCAGUGCGUCUAUGUGCAUUGUAAGGCGGGGCGCUCCAGAAGUGCCACUAUGGUAGCAGCAUAUCUGAUUCAGGUGCACAACUGGACUCCAGAGGAAGCUAUAACAGUCAUCGCCAAGAUCCGGUCACACAUCUAUAUCAGACCUGGCCACUUGAAAGUUCUUAAAGAGUUCUAUAAGAUAAAUGCAGGGGCAGCAAAGGAUGAGACUGGUCAUACAUCAAAGACUUGAAGUACAUGGAUUAGAAAGAACUUAAGCCAACUCUGCUUGAUACGGAGUAAAAAAGUUUAAUAAGACCAAAGGGGCCUAAGCCCAGACUUGACAUAACGGAAAUGUGCUAAGUAAUGGAUAAUUUUGCUUCCUUUGUCUUAUUUCAUUUUCCUGGAAUAACACUGUUGCAUGGUUAGAGAGGAAGAGAUUUAGUGUGGCUUGCUUGCAUUCAUGGGAUACGGGAUAGGGACGGGGGUCAAAGAAAUACUAAAUUCAACAAAAAUCUAUGGUGUACCUACUAUUAUGCCCAAUGAUAUUUAGUACCAUAGCUCAAAGAUAUUUAACACUAGAAAAGAAAAGAGAAAUACUCA
Cynocephalus volans (Philippine flying lemur) is the source of this 1259-nucleotide messenger RNA. RefSeq names its product protein tyrosine phosphatase mitochondrial 1 (gene PTPMT1). The record is from RefSeq and is a predicted model, not a curated record. The coding region runs from base 103 to 909 and encodes 268 amino acids. Gene Ontology annotation, biological process: protein dephosphorylation. NCBI's taxonomy places the organism in Eukaryota, Metazoa, Chordata, Mammalia, Dermoptera, Cynocephalidae. Gene Ontology annotation, cellular component: mitochondrion. The transcript has 4 exons. Gene Ontology annotation, molecular function: protein tyrosine/serine/threonine phosphatase activity; phosphatidylinositol-4,5-bisphosphate 5-phosphatase activity; phosphatidylglycerophosphatase activity.